Anisakis simplex (herring worm) is the source of this 321-nucleotide messenger RNA. Lineage: Eukaryota; Metazoa; Nematoda; Chromadorea; Rhabditida; Anisakidae. The record is from the annotation of a GenBank genome assembly.
AUGAGACUAUUGAAGGUUGUGAUGCGGGGAACGAAUAAUGUUGGUGUUGAUUUGAUGAUGGCCGAUGGAGGAUUCUCAGUGGAAGGCAAAGAGAACAUACAGGAAAUCCUCUCGAAACGACUGUAUUUAUGUCAAUUUCUGGUGGCGCUAUCGAUCGUGCGACCAGCCGAUCGCACCCACGACGGUGGUGUAUUCUUCUGUAAAUUAUUCGAUAUAUUCACACCAUUCAGCGUGGGACUGGUUUAUCUAAUGUAUAUCGCCUUUAAGCGCGUCUCGCUUCAUAAACCGAAUACCAGUCGCCCGGCUAACUCAGAACGGUAG